AGAGCGGAGGCGACAGGGAAUUGGCGGGUCCCGAGCCCGCUGCCACCGGCCACCGCGGGCCAGCCGGGCUGCGUGCGGCGGAGUUGCAGCGCUUCUUAGCUCGCUGAAGCCCCAGAAGACCCCUGCCUCCUGCGAGCCGAACAAACUGAGCCUUCUCUGAUUUCAACAGUGGAACACAACGUCAGAGCUGGGAAGAGGCCAAGAAAGAAGAGAGCAUCUCAGCGUAGCAGCCCUUGAACGGAAUCUAUCCCAGAACUUAGAAAUACUUUCUUGGACAACCGUUUCUCCAAGGAGGACGAAGCCCCCGGGACCCAUGUGACCACCCCUGAAGAAGUGACUGCCCCAGCUGGCCAUCCCAGCUCCCACCAUGGGCCCUGCAGGAAGCGCACUGGGCAGUGGCCACAUGCAGAUGCAGAUGGUUCUAUGGGGAAGUCUGGCUGCUGUGGCCAUGUUCUUCCUCAUCACCUUCCUCAUCUUUCUGUGCUCCAGUUGUGACAGAGAGAAGAAGCCCAGGCAGCACACCGGGGACCAUGAGAACCUCAUGACUGUGCCUUCCGACAAGGAGAUGUUCAGCCACUCGGCGACCAGCCUGACGACAGACGCGCUGGCCAGCAGCGAGCAGAAUGGCAUGCUCACCAACGGCGACAUUCUUUCAGAAGACAGCACCAUGACCUGCAUGCAGCAUUACGAGGAAGUCCAGACCUCGGCUUCCGAUCUGCUGGACUCCCAGGACAGCACGGGGAAGCCCAAGUGUCAUCAGAGCCGGGAGCUGCCCAGGAUCCCGCCGGAGAACGCUGUGGACGCCAUGCUCACAGCCAGGGCUGCGGAUGGGGACUCGGGGCCCGGUGUGGAGGGGCCCUACGAGGUGCUCAAGGAUAGCUCCUCCCAGGAGAACAUGGUGGAGGACUGCCUGUAUGAAACCGUGAAGGAAAUCAAGGAGGUGGCCGACAAAGGCCAGGGCGGCAAGCCCAAGUCCACAUCCACCUUGAAGGAGCUUCAGGGGCCCCGCGCGGAACGCAAGGCUGACUUCGCUGAAUAUGCCUCUGUGGACAGGAACAAAAAGUGCCGACAGAGCAUGAACGCCGAAAGCAUUCUGGGAACUUCCAGUGAUCUGGACGAGGAAGACCCGCCCCCUGUCCCGGUUAAACUUCUGGAUGAGAAUGCAAACCUUCCAGAGAAGGGAGAGCGAGAGGCAGAAGAACAAGCUCCGGAGGGGACCAGUGAACACAGCAAGAGAUUUAGUUCCUUGUCAUACAAGUCUCGGGAAGAAGACCCAACUCUUACAGAAGAGGAGAUCUCCGCGAUGUAUUCCUCAGUCAAUAAACCUGGACAGUCGGCGCACAAAACCGGCCCGUCUCUGAAAGGGCCAGAGUCUCCCUGCCACUCCAUGCAGGGACUGCCUCAGAGGUCACCGUCUUCCUGUAAUGACCUCUAUGCCACCGUCAAAGACUUCGAGAAAACUCCGAGCAGCACCAGCACACUCCCUCCAGCAAGGAGGCCUGGCGAGGAGCCAGAGCCUGACUAUGAAGCCAUACAGACUCUAAACCGAGAGGAUGAGAAGCUCCCUCUGGAGACCAACGGCCACCUUGUCCCCAAGGAGAAUGACUACGAGAGCAUCGGAGACUUGCAGCAAUGCAGGGAUAUCACCAGGCUCUAGCAACCCAGGAAGCAGCCUCAAGGAGCCAGUGAUUGGCGCCCAGGACAGCUCUGCUGCGGAGGAUACAAGGAUACGAAGGGACUCGAGUCUCACACUGCUUCAGUUUACUGAGGUCCAGUGCAGAUUCAUAGCUGUUUCCCAGUUUCCGAAACAGUAAGGUACGGGGGGGGGGGGGGGGGGAGGGGCAGCCUGCCUGUUUGCCAGGGCGCUCAUAGGAUGACCUCCACAUCCCACAGACAAGGCAGGCUGUGAGGGGAAACUCCAGCCCACCCCACACCCAGGCCCGCCUGCCUGGGAAGAGCCUGGGGUUUCUUCCCUACUCUACUUCCCUCUGUCUGCUCCUAGUGUUGAGAUACUGGCAUUUCAUCCCUUAAGACCUCCCUCCCCGCCUGUGGCUCAUCCCAAGGAUGUUCUCCCCAAAGGACCUUCCCUGUUGCACCCUGGGAGUCUGGACAGUGCAGGCUACUCCGUUUGGGGUGGGGUGUCCCUGGUGUCUCUGGGGUCUUCCCUCCUUAUUUGAACACUCUAUCUGUAGUCUUUCACACGGUACAUGAGGUCAGUUUGGAUAUUCUUUCUUUUAUUUCUUUCUGUUCAAAACUUUCCCCUACAGAGUUUGAAUUCUUAGUAACUCCUGCGGUACUUCUGUGGUUGUUUAAACUCGGCGCUCCUCCUUCCAGACAGAGCCUUAAUGUUGGUGUUGGGACCCAGACCACGUGUGUGGACGGCAGCCAUGGCAUCUGUCCCCAAAGGGCUGCAGACCUGCAUUUGUGUUUCCAGUGAUCUUGCUGCCCACACGUGUGACUUUCCUGUUAUCUGGUGGUAAUCUGAGUAAAAUGUAAACAUUUAUUUUAUUAUAUAAAUUUAUAAGAUGUUUUAUGUUUAAUGUCUAAUUUCUAGAAAGUGCCAGAAAUAUAUAUAACUAUUUUGAUUUUAUGUACAAUGAUUUAUACUCUCAUUUUGAAAAGAUUCCAUAAAGCACAUAAGCUAGAUAAUUAUGAGCAGGUUUUAUUCUUUUCUCUAAUAAUUAAUAGAACAUUAAAGAUUUGUAAAGACUCACCUUUUCAAAUGGUACUGGGAGCUCCAGACACUGAGACCACUGGCAGCAAAAAUACAAUAGGUAUAAAUAACUAUGUCACUGCUGAAAUGCUCAAUGUUAAGAAUAGAACGAAAUCUGACUUAGGAAUUUUGAACUUCCUCAAAGUACCGGACUUUGCCUAAAGUCUGAUGACAUCUCCGGGAACAUCAGCAGUAGUGUCCACAAUGCAGUAGCUGCCAGUGCAAAUUGCCUGCUUUCUUCUUCAUUUAGCAAAACUCAAAGGCUCAAGUAGCUCAAAUUAAAAGUUCAGCCCGGUUUGAAUUUCAUCAUCUCUCUAGAUCUUCCAAGGCCAACACUGGAAACCAGGUUUACUUUUUGUUCUGAUAGGAGCCUAGCUUAAAUGUAGGAAGCCUUCCUACACUGAUGUCAACAAAGAGAGAGGCCUUCACCCCCUCCUGCCGUGACAGUGACAGCGGACUCUAAUCGUGCUGUUUUCUCUCCUUGUGACCAAGAGUGUGACUAGAGAGGGUCACGUGACCAGCUCUGUGGCCUGUGUUUCCAUCCUUGUAUUCAUGAACUGGCUUUGUUGAUGCUGGUAUCAUGCUUAUGGAAUUGUAAACUCUCUCAGGCGGUGUUGCCAUCUGCCUCAUCAUCGAUGAAAUACCGAAAAGAUACCCAUGGCCACUGCUGGUCAGACGGGUAACAGUGGGGUAGCCCUGGAACUCCAGGAGCAGCAGAUGGCUCUUUUGCAAACCCUGAUUUUCACCACUGUCUAUUGAGUUGGACCCAACCACCUCUCGGGUCACAGGGGUCACAGGGCACUACCCAUGCCACAGGGCACUCCUGACCUUGUUCCCGCCACAGCACCAUUCUGCACAGGCAUCUGACAGCUCAGAAGUUUGAUGGUUUUAUAAAGAAUCUUAAUCUAGCAGGGAAGCUGGUGUGACUUCUGAAGAGUAAAUCUUUCUUUAGAGGAAUGUUCAUUCUAAAUAAUCAUACCAUCUUGAAAUCUCAUCAUCACGAUGUCCCCAGAGUUUUCAAAUACAGCAUGCAACACAGUCAUAAAAUGUGCACUGAAUUGCUGUCCUGGUUUGAAAACCAGUUGUAAAAAUAAGUUGUGAAUAUUUACCAGACGAUAUCUUGAGUAUUUUUUACAAGGAACCGUAAGGGCCUCGAACAUAAAUUUCAAAAGAAUAAGCAAUAGUGAGGGAGGAGUGGCCAAGGGAAGCAGCUUUGCUCAGUGGAACUUCAGGUACAUAAUUAUUGUGUAUUUAUUGCUGUGUGGUCACUGCUGGACUUGAGUUACCAGGCUUUUGUCUUGUUGCAAGUUUUUACUCUUUCACUUGGCUCAAAAUCUGUGUUUCUAUCUUUUAGCUGAACAGAGCCCAUAGUUUGUUUUAAAGCCUUAACCUAAAGUUUAAGUUACAGAGUCUAAGUGUGUGGAUCAUCAGAAAAGGAGUCAUCAAAAGCAGGUUGCCCUGUAGACGGAAACACUCAACCACAGUGAGCAUCUGAUUACACCUAUGUGAGCCUAUCCACAAAGAAAAAAUAAAUUACAAGUUCUCUCUUUAAGUCAGAAUUAUAAAUCUGUCUAGAUUAGAAGUAGGUUUUUUUUGUUUGUUUGUUUAAAUGCUUUCAAAAGUUUGAAAGCAUUUUACUCUGUUUCACAUACUUCCCAAAUGUAAAUCCUGAAAAUUAGAGACUAUAUUAUGUGAAAUGUUUAAGAAAUUCUGAAAGUCAUCUUUAUAAAUAUGUUGGCCACAUAUUUUUGACUUGUCCUUAUCUAAACCACAUCAUUUAGUCUGUCAACGUUCUAAAUAAUACCAAUACUCUUUGUGAGAAAAAGUUUACUGGUUGUCCUACGUUAAAUUCAACAGAAUUAGACCCUCCCACAGUAAAUCCUAGUUGAAUGCUAAAAUAGCAACAGGCACUCCACACAGGGAACUAACAUUCCACCCAGCAUGCCAGAGCACUUCUCUUACUUGAUUUUCACAUAGGUAAUUAAAACAUCCCCUCCCUUCACCAGUGACAAACUACAUGUAUCCUCACAUGGGUAUGUCUGUCUUAUGAGUUCUGGCCCUGGCACUAAUCAGACUGUGUUCUGUUACAUUAUUUGGAAAGGUUAUCCUCCUAGUGUGAUGAACUUGUGUCCUACCAGCAGAAUUAAAAGAAACCACUCUCCAACAGUUUCAUUUGGUAAUUAUGGGAUGCCUUCUUGAGCUGCCUUCAUUUAGUUUUCCUAAUGAGUACAUUCAGAUUUUAAAUUGUGUUCAUAGUUCUCCCAGUUGGAAAACAAUGCUGUCUGAGGCUGGCUUUGUUACGCAUACUCGGCUGAGAGAAGGAUUGUAAACAGGUGUAGUGUUCAUUACAUGUCAAGGAAGAGAUUUUGCCAAAAGCAACAAAAGAGAAACCCUGAGCCAGACUGGCAGGCAGGGUGGCCUCCCAGGUAGCAGAAGCCAGUUAUCACAUGGGGAGGACCUAUUAUAGUUCUUGUUGAACCCGUACAUUGCCAGCAGGACCAGUGGAUGAUUAUGGAAUAUGGAUGUACAAAGCCUGUCUUGUGCCAAUGCAGUGGCUGAUUCCAGACCGAAGCAGGAUUUUGUAAUGGGUGAAUGAAGCAGGAUUUUGUUCCUUGUGAUGGCAAAUAGGAACCCCUGUGAUCUGGGGUGCCAGUCUUCUGAAAGUGUUGGUUUCUGGUACCCAGACAGCUUAGAAUUGGCUGUGGAAGUCAGAGUCUGUUUUGAGGCCUCUUCCCUGGAGCCCCUGACAUGUGUGUUACCCUGUGCCAAGGAAGCAUUGAAAGUGUAACGUUUGGUAUCACUGAGUGGCUGAUGUGGAACUAGGAACACGUAUGGACAGCAUAGAGCAGGGGUUUCUUUACAGUGGCGUCUGCACUCUGCUUGCCGGGGACUGUCUGUUCCUCAGUACAGAAUUCCUCACAGCAUCCAACAGGCUGAACACACCCACACUGCAAGUGCCUCGCCUAAAAUACAGAGCCCAGCAGAAAUGAGAAUCUGUAUCAGGAAGCAGGAAGCAAAAUGUUAGGUCAUGGUACAGAAGAGAAAGAAAAACGGCAUGGUUUUUUAAAUCCUGUUUUUACUCAUUUUUUGAGUCUUUCAAUUGUUUUUUUUACUUCUUACCCCUAAAUACUUGUAUUUUAUUGUUCUUCAAGUUCUUAUUUUAUUUAACUGAGAAAUAUUUGUUCAGACUCUUUAUGUCAGGUGAAAUUGGAAGUGUAAUUUUGUUUAAAAGGCAAUAUUAAAGAUCAUUCUAUUUACUAUUCAUAUAUCCCAAUACAUAUUUUUCCCUUGGAUUGUUACUGAUAUUCAACAGGCUUGUCUUGUUUAAGAUGUAGGAGCCAGGCAUGGUAGCCCAUGCCUGUAAUCCUAUGACUUGGGAGAGUGAGUGAGCAGGAAGGUCUUGAGUUCAAGGCUACCCCAGCUAUAAGGCUUUUUCUAAAUGUUCUGAUUAUCUCAAGUCACCUCAUAUGUGUUAUAAUGGGUAGGGACUCUCUCUCCUCAGACUUCUAUGUUAAACUGCCACAGGAAAAUACUGUCAUGUUGUCACCUUAAUAAUCAUGUUGUAAUUACAUGCCUUGUUUUCUGGGGGAGUUUGAAAUACAGCCAGAUAAAUAAAUAGGCUUUGUAGCUCUCAUUCAAGCACUUUCCUUGAUGAGGAUAGUUGAAUUAACAUGUCUCUUAGGUUCCAAACCAGUUUGAAGGUACUCCUCUUACUCAAGUGUGGCACAAAGUAAUUCAAGACACAAAGCAGGCACUAAUUGUCAUUGCAGAUCUUUGUAACUGUCUGAUCAUCCAAUUCAUGAAAGGGUAGAGAGUUCUUUUUCAAAAGUGAAAAUGCUUAAACUUUUGAAAGCAUUUAUGGUGUUUGUCUAGUAGAGGUGCUAUAUGAAAAAUGAAAAAAGGAAAAGAAAAGAAGAAAGAAAGAAAGAAAGAAAGAAAGAAAGAAAGAAAGAAAGAAAGAAAGAAAGAAGGAAAGAAUUAUAAAAUGCCUGGAGAGAUGAGUCUGGAACUGCAAUCAUUCUGUGUAUUUUUAGUACUUUUUAAAAAUGUGUCAAAUACACAUUUUACUCUGAAGGAGGACAAAAAGCAAAAUUUGAACUGAGUGUUGUGUGUCGCUUACUGACUGUUUCUCUCUCAAAAAUUUACCAUUCCUACUUCCCACUGGCCACUUAGAAUCUUUACCAUUACCUUAAAAUGGUUUUCCACCUUUCUAACGCUGGGACCCUUUAACGCAGUUGUGGUGACCCCCAACCGUAAUUGUUUUGUUCCUGCUUCAUAACUGUAAUUUUGCUACUGUUAUGAAUCAUAAUGUAAAUACCUGAUAUGUGACCCCCAAGGGGUCGCGACCCACACAUUGAGAACCACUGUCUUAAGGCGUAAAUGUAUAUAAAGGAGGACUUAACUCAAAGGUUAAACUUGUUAUUUAGAUAUUUUCUCUGUAACUCGAGAAUAAGCCAAGUUUGUGAAUAGCGUACUGUGGUCAUUAAAGCUGUAAUCUAUAAGCCAGGAGAAGCAGCCUUUCAAGUAGAUUUUUUUCUAAAGACUUUCACUGUUUCAGCUAGGAAGAUCAACUCCUGGAAUAAAAGAUGAACAAGAUUCCCAUAACCUUUCUAGCAGAAUAUAGAUCUGUCUGCUACUGUCCCAGAGUGUUUGUUCUUGCGUAUGGUGUAUCAACAAUUGUAUGGGUGGAGAGGGAAAAAAAAAAAAAAAAAAAAAAAGCACAUUUUUAAAAUUUCUUGCAAAAGUGAAUUAAUGUGUUCAAUGACAUCCUCCAGUUUUGUCUGACCAGAAUUAUGCGUUUUUGGAGACAGGAGCACAGGGCUGUGGUACCUGUUCCAUCAUCAGCUUUACCAUAUCACCUCAAGCAAAUGAUUGAACUUCCUUGUGCCUCAGUUUCUCCAUAUUACAAAAUGGGGAUAAUGAUAACCAACCAUUGCCUACCUCAUAGGGAUGUUUUGGGGACAAGUAAGAUAAUGUAAGUAUGAAUGCUUUGACCUCCUUGAAAGGUGCUAUAUAACUUGAGGUUGCAUUGUUUUUAAUGAUCCAGUUCAUUGUAUUUAGGAUUAGAUAAUAGCAAUACUUUUUGUCAUGUUUCGAUUUGACGUACAUUUCUACUCCUCUUCUAUGGCCAGACCACGAUUUUUUCAUUCAGUAACGGUACUUAAGGAACUGACACGGGUGUUUGUUUUCUGUCUCUGAUGGUAAUAAUGUCGACUCUGGAGUUUAAUUUGUGGCGGCUUCUAGUUUACACGUAAUGAACCUUACUCAAGCUGUAUUCUGAAAGUGUAAUUACUUGUAAAUAGCAGGUAUGUUGUAAUUAAAGGCACUUAUCAACUAGUCUUUGUUCUUUUUAAAUUGUAAUAAAGGUCAUUUUUAUAUGAAA
Messenger RNA from Meriones unguiculatus (Mongolian gerbil), 8096 nucleotides. It is a transcript of the gene Pag1, whose product is annotated as phosphoprotein membrane anchor with glycosphingolipid microdomains 1. The transcript is spliced from 9 exons. Gene Ontology annotation, biological process: negative regulation of T cell activation; intracellular signal transduction. The record is from RefSeq and is a predicted model, not a curated record. Gene Ontology annotation, cellular component: membrane raft; plasma membrane. NCBI's taxonomy places the organism in Eukaryota, Metazoa, Chordata, Mammalia, Rodentia, Muridae. The coding region runs from base 368 to 1657 and encodes 429 amino acids.